AUGUCGGGCUUCCUGGUGGAGCUGCUCGGCGAGAAGCUGGUGGCCGGCGGCGGUGAAGAGGUGGACGUGCACUCACUGGGCGCCCGCGGGAUCUCCCUGCUUGGGCUCUACUUCGGCUGCAGCCUGAGCGCCCCCUGCGCGCAGCUCAGCGCCAGCCUGGCCGCCUUCUACGGCCGCCUGCGGGGGGACGCGCCGGGGCCAGGGCCGGGGAGCGGGGGCGCGGGUGCUACCGCGGCGGUAGCGGCGGCGGCGGCAGCAGCAGCAGCCCCCUCCGGGGCCGCCGCCGAGCCUGAGCCCGAGCCCGAGCCACGCCGCCGCCUCGAGAUCGUGUUCGUGUCCUCGGACCAGGAUCAGCAGCAGUGGCAGGAGUUCGUGCGGGACAUGCCGUGGCUGGCGCUGCCCUACAAGGAGAAGCACCGGAAGGAGCGAAUACACAGAAUCUAUUGCUUCCAAGGCAUCCCCACCCUCAUCGUGCUGGACCCCAAGGGAGAGCUGAUCACCCGGCAGGGGCGGGUGGAGGUGCUGAAUGACGAGGACUGCCGGGAGUUCCCGUGGCACCCCAAGCCCGUGCUGGAGCUGUCCGACUCCAACGCCGUGCAGCUCAACGAGGGCCCGUGCCUCGUCCUCUUUGUAGACUCUGAGGAUGAUGGCGAAUCCGACGCUGCCAAGCAGCUCAUCCAGCCGAUUGCAGAGAAAAUCAUUGCCAAGUACAAAGCCAAAGAGGAGGAGGCCCCGCUUCUGUUCUUCGUGGCAGGAGAGGACGACAUGACAGACUCGCUGAGAGAUUACACCAACCUGCCUGAGGCUGCCCCACUGCUCACCAUCCUGGACAUGUCAGCCCGAGCCAAGUACGUGAUGGAUGUGGAGGAGAUCACCCCCGGCAUUGUGGAGGCCUUUGUGAACGACUUCCUAGCAGAAAAGCUAAAACCAGAGCCCAUCUAAUGGGACCGUGGCCUCCUCGGACGUUCUCCAAGACUCGGCCGCCGCCGCCGCCUCCUCCCCCUUUUCCUCUCUGUCCUGGGAUUUCCCGGCUGCGUUUCUGAUACGCUCACUCAACCCUGAUGGCUGACCUCUUGGUGGUGCCUUUUCUUUCUGAGUUCACUCCUUCUCGCCAGCUCCCUCAGGGGGGCCUCCUUCCACCGUGUCCCGGAGGCUGCCUGAGCUUCCCGGAGAUGUGUAGCCGGGCUAACUGGGAUUGUGUCACCAGGACGUGCGCGUCCCUGGCUCAUGGGGAAACCCUGGCAAGGAGAUCCUUCCCCCGCGUUAGGCAGCAAGCAGCCAUUUCACUUGGUUCUCAGUUUCUCCACAUCUUUUCUUGAUCCUUUGGGCCUUUACAAAUCUUCAGGGUUACUCCCCUCUCCAUACUCACACUCAUGAAUACUCGCACACAGGACACUUCAGGAAACAGAAGGGUGGUGGUUGGUGCCCCUCAAUAGGUGUCCUUGGCUCUUGGCUAAAGAAAAAGAAAGUAGGGGCAGCUAGCUAGGUAACUUGGUGGGUAAAGUGUCAGGCCUGCAGUCUGGAGGAUCUGGGUUCAAAUGUGACCUCAAACACUUCCUAGCAAUGUGACCCUGGGCAAGUCACUUAAUCUU
Molecule: messenger RNA, 1592 nt
Organism: Gracilinanus agilis (Agile Gracile Mouse Opossum)
Lineage: Eukaryota; Metazoa; Chordata; Mammalia; Didelphimorphia; Didelphidae
Gene: NXN
Product: nucleoredoxin
Exons: 6
Coding region: 1-942 (313 amino acids)
Source: RefSeq, a predicted model, not a curated record